Molecule: messenger RNA, 2643 nt
Organism: Molossus molossus (Pallas's mastiff bat)
Lineage: Eukaryota; Metazoa; Chordata; Mammalia; Chiroptera; Molossidae
Gene: NOX4
Product: NADPH oxidase 4
Exons: 18
Coding region: 352-1866 (504 amino acids)
Biological process (GO): defense response; superoxide anion generation
Cellular component (GO): plasma membrane; NADPH oxidase complex
Molecular function (GO): superoxide-generating NAD(P)H oxidase activity
Source: RefSeq, a predicted model, not a curated record
ACUCAGUCUUUGACCACCGCCCUCCCCGCUCCGUCCCGACCCGCCCACACCCACGCUACUGCUACCGCUGCCCCGGCCGCCGCCGCACCUUCUCGGCCGGCCGGCGGCGAGCUCAGCGCGGCGGGCCGGCGGCAUGGCUGUGUCCUGGAGGAGCUGGCUGGCCAACGAAGGGGUUAAACACCUCUGCCUGCUUAUCUGGCUUUCCCUGAACGUCCUACUGUUCUGGAAAUCCUUCCUGAAGUAUAAUCAAGGGCCAGAGUAUCACUACCUCCACCAGAUGCUGGGGGAUUGUGUCUAAGCAGAGCCUCCGCCUCUGUUCUUAACUUCAACUGCAGCCUUAUCCUUUUACCCAUGUGCCGGACACUCCUGGCUUACCUUCGAGGAUCCCAGAAGGUUCCAAGCAGAAGAACCAGAAGAUUGUUGGAUAAAAGCAGAACAUUCCAUAUAACCUGUGGUGUUACCAUCUGUAUUUUCUCAGGUGUGCAUGUGGCUGCCCACCUGGUGAACACCGUCAGCUUCUCAGAGAACUACAGAGAGGAUUUCGUUGAACUGAAUGUAGCAAGAUACCGAGAUGAGGACCCUAGAAAACUUCUCUUCACAAGUGUUCCUGGCCUGACAGGAGUGUUCAUGGUAUUGGUGCUGUUCCUGAUGAUUACAGCUUCCACAUAUGCUAUCCGAGUUUCUAACUAUGACAUCUUCUGGUAUACUCAUAAUCUCUUCUUUGUCUUCUACAUGCUGCUGAUGUUGCAUGUUUCAGGAGGGUUGAUAAAGUAUCAAACUAAUUUAGAUACCCACCCUCCUGGCUGCAUCAAUCUUAAUGGAACCCGCUACCAGAAUAUUCAUUUACUCGAAAAUCUCUCAGAACAUUUUCAUGAAUCUUUCCCUGGAGGGUUUUCAAAACCAGAUGAGGUUACCAGGAACACAUCUGUGAAGAUUUGUAUGGAAGAGCCCAGGUUUCAAGCUAAUUUUCCACAGACUUGGCUUUGGAUUUCUGGAUCUUUGUGCCUGUAUUGUGCUGAAAGACUUUACAGGUGCAUCCGGAGUAAUAAGCCAGUUACCAUCAUCUCAGUCAUAAGCCACCCCUCAGAUGUCAUGGAAAUUCGAAUGGUCAAAGAAAAUUUUAAAGCAAGACCUGGCCAGUAUAUUACUCUGCAUUGUCCCAGUGUGUCUGCAUUAGAAAACCAUCCAUUUACUCUCACAAUGUGUCCUACUGAAACCAAAGCAACAUUUGGGGUCCACCUUAAAAUAGUCGGAGACUGGACAGAACGAUUUCGAGAUUUACUGCUUCCUCCAUCUAGUGAAGACUCUGAGAUUCUGCCCUUCAUUCAGUCUAGAAAAUAUCCCAAGCUAUAUAUUGAUGGUCCAUUUGGAAGUCCAUUUGAGGAAUCGUUGAACUAUGAGGUUAGCCUCUGUGUGGCCGGAGGCAUUGGAGUAACUCCAUUUGCGUCAAUACUCAACACCCUGCUGGAUGACUGGAAACCAUACAAGCUUAGAAGACUGUAUUUUAUUUGGGUAUGCAGAGACAUCCAAUCCUUCCGUUGGUUUGCAGACUUACUCUGUCUGUUGCAUAAUAAGUUUUGGCAAGAGAACAGACCUGACUAUGUCAACAUCCAGCUGUACCUCAGUCAGACAGAUGGGAUACAGAAAAUAAUUGGAGAAAAAUAUCAAGCACUGAAUUCAAGACUUUAUAUUGGACGCCCUCGGUGGAAACUUCUGUUUGAUGAAAUAGCAAAAUGUAACAGAGGGAAAACAGUUGGUGUGUUUUGCUGUGGACCCAGUUCAAUUUCUAAGACUCUUCAUAAACUGAGUAACCAAAACAACUCAUAUGGGACAAGAUUUGAAUACAAUAAAGAAUCUUUCAGCUGAAAACUGCGAUAGACCAGGAUUCUAAAGAAGGAAGGAGUGCAAUUUCUAACACUUUGAAAUUCAAACACCUCUGUCAUGCCAAAGAGUAUCAGGGCUUUCUUAUUUAUGAUUGUUUUAAAUGGAAAUGCAGAGAAUGAGGCAUGGCGACAGGUCACAGCACAUGUUUAAUCUGGAAACCAAAGAGGCCCUAAAGAAUAUUUGAUGUGAUGAUUCACUUUUCAAUGCUAGAAUUAAAACUAUUAGAUCCGCACUGUUGAUUUUUAUGGCAGAUUCAAGAACUCCCUAGUGAGGAGCUACACAUGCUCAUUGUGAGGCUGAUAGCCUUGGUCCUCUUUAAAUUGUUUUUGGGUGAGCAAAUGCAAGAUUGAACAAAAUUAAAAAUUCAUUGAAACACAGAUUACAUAUUCUACAUAAGAAUAACAGUAGUUUUGAUUGAGAAAAGCCCCAGGCAAAUAUAUUUGAUGUUUGAAGAUACAGCACAAGAUUCUCUAUUGAUACGGGUACUUUGUGUCAGUAUCUGAUCUUCCUCACUACUGAUGCUAAUACCUCCCCUUGAUGUCUUUAGACUUUAUGCUGAAUGAAUCUGUUAUAGAUGUUGAUAUAGUAUCUAUUUUUAUAUAUUUCUUUCUUUUUUCUCUCUCUAGGAAAACCUUCCCUCCCUUGCCAUGCAUUAGGCACAAUUAUUUAAUCAGUUGUUUUUACCCUCAAUUUAUUUCAUUAAUUACUAUUUCAUAGUAACAAGGAGAUGUUAUUACUAUAAAUUAUAAAGGGAUAUAU